UGAGUCUUCACGUGCUCUGCCACCCCCCAUCUAAACUCCGCUCCAGCUCCAGACUCCCUCCUCCUUCGUGUGUCUGCGCCUCUGCGGUCUGCGCCAGCCAUUGCGGCCGUUGCGAGGAGAGAGAGCUCGCACACACUGACUGACACGGCACAACUUCUCCUUCUCCUCCUUUCACCCCUGAAUCAAAUCAAGACGCACUGGCCUGGGUGAGUCGCCUCCCCUCGCCUCGCAUCACACUCUCCCCCCCUGGCGCGCCGCUCAUCCUGGACGCGCCCGGCGGUGGCAGGCGCACGGAUCGGCCCAUCUCCGGCGCGCGGCCACGGUGGCGUGAUUUGGAGCCCUCGCCCCGCCCCCAUUCGUCUCGCCAAGGGAGGAGGCGCGCGCACGCAACCGCGGCGAGAUCCGCCCGCUUCUCCGGCCGGCGUCUGACCUGACGGCCGGGUGGUCUCUCUCCGGUCGGCCACCGGCGGCAGCUGCAGGGUGGUGGUCGUGCCAUGAAAGGGGCUCAGGAUAGUAAACAGAAGAAGAAGCAGGACCUGCAGGUGUUGGCGCCCUUCCCUGGGUGCCUGGGGAGGGUGAUCAACAUGUUCGACCUUGGCAAUGGCGUCGUCGCUACCAAGAUGCUCACCGAGAAAGCGCACCGAGACGUUUCUCCGGUUGGUAAGGACCGGAGCGGCACCUUCAAGAUGGCAAGCAACCAAUUCCCAGCUCAGAUAGAAGAUAAACAAAGAGACAGCCAGUUAAGAAGGAACUCUCCAACUAAAAGAUCAAACUCACCCACCAACAGAUUUGGCAUGUCACCCGUCAAAAUGCUCAUGGAGCAGGACAUGUGGAAAGAGGGGGCUGUGCCUGAUGAUGAGCCACUCAAUGUUGUUGCAAGAUUGAUGGGUCUAAAUGACGCUCCGGUUCACCAGUCUGAUUUCAUAUCUGGAAGACGACCCAACAAGGAAUAUCAAUCAUGUGGUUUCGAAGAGAACAACCGAAAUGUCAAGCCAAAGAAGGAAAUCAAAUGCUUCCAAAACCAAAAGGCAGGAACACGGCAUGAUCACAUAUGGGGUGGUUUGAGUGAUCAACCUUUGAAAGUCAAUAGCAGCAAGAACAAUCACCAAGGAAAGGAGUCAUCUUGUGAGAAGAGAAUGUCCCUUGUCCGUGAAAAGUUUGCUGAAGCAAAACGUCUGGCUACAGACGAGAAGCUUCUUCAUUCAAAGGAGUUCCAAGAAGCACUGCAGUUUCUAAGCUCAAAUAAAGACAUGUUCCUGAAGUUCCUAGAUGAGCCAAGUCCGCUGUUAUCAAGCAGCAAUUAUGAUUUUCAACCUGUCACGCCACCUUCCGAACUAAAGCAAAUAACCAUACUGAAGCCAGCAGAAUCAAUGAAGAGAAAAGUCAACAUUCAUGCGGGGAGGCAGCUAUAUUCAGAUGCAAAUGAAAGUGAAGGCAACAAAUGCAGGCACCACCAGAGCUUAAAUGCCACCCCAGCAGAUUCAACUUUGUCUGAACCAACAAGAAUUGUAGUACUAAAGCCAGGACUUGCAAAGUCUCACGAAGCAAUGAUUCCUGUGUCUCCGUUAUCAUCAUCGGCAGAACCAGAUAGUGAAGAUGAUAGCAUGGUGGCAGUUGAUGAAAUAGUAUCCUCAAGAAGACUGGCCAAGGAGAUCACUUGGCAGAUGAGGAUGCGCUUAAAAGAAAGCCAGUAUGAGGAAAAUUCGGUCUCUUAUGAAUAUCAUGAUACUUAUGUUGAAGAUGACUCCUUGAGCAAGUCAGAGGCUGAGAAUGCAAAAGAAGUGUCUGGCGAAAUAAGUGAGGAUCUGGAGUUUGGUACUCCCACUUCUGGUCGUUCCUGGGAUUUCCUGAGCAGGAGUGGCAGUCCUUACUCUGCAUCAUGCUCUAGUCAGGCAUCACAUCGACGUGAACCAUCGGUGGUGAAGGAAGCCAAAAGAAGGAUUUUGGAGAGAUGGUCAGCGGUAUCGUCAACUGUCAGUGGUGAGGAAGACUGGGGAGCACGCAGAAGUACGGGAACACUAGGUGAGAUGCUCACUAUUCCCGAAGUGAAAAAAGACCAUGGAGAGUUUGAGGGAAUAACAUUGGAAGGCACAACAGUUGAGCUGGAUACUGAAGAGCCUUUCUUAUGUUUGCCGAGGUCGCGGUCUCUUCCAGUUUCUUUGUCUUAUGUAGGCAGUGAGUCAAAUAGAGGUGCCAUAACUUCCCAGGAAGCUGACAAUGAAAAAAGUAAGAAGUCAUCAUCAUUUAGGGAAAGGGUUUCCAGUCUGUUCUCUAAACAUAAAAAAUCAGCUCGGGAGAAGUUAGAUCCAUCUGGAAUUUCAUCUGCUAAUGAUAUGCUCAAGAAUGGAAGUGCUGUGACAAUUGGUGGUGGUAGUGAAGGCUCUAACCAUUUUACACUGGACAAUGUUGAUGAGAAUGCUAUGCAAAGACUCGUGGCUAGUUCUUGUCAUGCCAAUGAUGUGGCCAGCAUCUCCGCCAAGGAUAUAUCUCCCUUGCCAAGUCUUGGUGCCCUUGGAGUCCUCGGUGAAUCUCAAGGACAACCAAGCCCUGUGUCUGUACUGGAUUUGGAUGGACCAUUCCUCUGUGAUAAUAAUAGGAGGCUACUGUACUCAUCUGAAAAUUUCAUCACUUCAUCCCCACAGGCCUUGUCCAGGUCACCUCUUAUCGGAUCAUUUUCGAGAUCCCUGUCAUGGGAAGAUCCUCCAUCGGAAGUCAUGUCACCAAAUUCUUUGCGACUAUCAAGGCUUUUCUCUAAGGCUGAUGAAGACCAAGACUCCUUGACAUUUAUCCAAAAGUUGGUUUCUUUUGCUGGCAUGGAUAGAGAAGGUUGUAUAUUAUCCAGCCCUCUGGACCCAAAGUUGCUUGACAAGCUAUCAGAUUACCAAGGAGAGGGAAUUAAGCUGAGGGAAAGACGGUCAAAAGAGAGGCUUCUCUUUGAUGCUGUCAAUGAAGCACUCGCUGAGCUUACUCGGACAACAGAAUUGGCUGCUUACCCAUGGGGCCGGGCUUGUUGUUCGGCACGUAAAGAUUGCGAGGAUGAUUUCUGUAACUCGGCGGCUGAUGAAAUUUGGCGAGUCAUAAGGAACUGGUCAAUACUUGAAAAGUAUCCACCUGGCGAAAUUAUUGAACGAAACCUGCUGGUGGACAUGAUCCUUAAGAGGGAGGUGGUGGAGACCGCCAUUGCUGACACAACGCGGUUGGAGACGUUUGAACUCAACAUGAUGGUUUGUGAGGUGAUUUUGGAGGACCUGCUUGAAGAGGCACUUGUAGAUCUGACUAACAACACCUAGUGAGGUAUCUCCACCCUAACUAUUAAUUUUGCCUCUCCCUCCCUAAUGUUGCUAUUCACGUGAUGCUUGCUGCUGUAACACUGCCCUAUUUACCAUGUUGCCGCAGAAAAUGUGGUGCCACCAAGUGUGCCUUUGCCUGAUAUAUCCUCUCUUUUUUCUGACAUAGAGGCACUCCUGUAAUUAGCUGAUUGUUUUCACCAAAUAAAGUAUGUUACUGUUGAGCUUA
Molecule: messenger RNA, 3516 nt
Organism: Brachypodium distachyon (stiff brome)
Lineage: Eukaryota; Viridiplantae; Streptophyta; Magnoliopsida; Poales; Poaceae
Exons: 6
Coding region: 495-3290 (931 amino acids)
Source: RefSeq, a predicted model, not a curated record